UUAUUUUAAGCAGUUGCAGUAGACUCUUCCACUUCUGUAUUCAAUUCUUCCUUCUUUUUUCUCUUAUAAUAUAAAUAACAUACAAAGAAAAUACUUGCACUCACAAAUAUUGAUUAAAGUUAAUUAGUGAACCCUAAGAUUUAUAAAUCUCUAGCUAUACUCUACCAUAUCAUAUAUAUUACAUAAUGUCUAGCAGAAAAUCACGUUCAAGACAAACUGGAGCUUCCAUGAUCACGGAUGAACAAAUCAACGAUCUUGUCCUCCAGCUUCAUCGGCUUCUCCCCGAACUUGCUAACAACAGACGCUCUGGAAAGGUUUCAGCAUCAAGGGUAUUACAAGAGACAUGCAGUUACAUAAGGAACUUGAGCAAAGAAGUGGAUGAUCUUAGUGAAAGAUUGUCUCAACUUUUGGAAUCAACUGAUUCAGCUCAAGCUGCACUAAUCCGAAGUUUGCUUAUGCAGUAGAAUUAGUGCAAUAAACGAAGGAUAUUUUUUUCUUUUCUUUUUUUUGAAAAAAUGUCUUCUCAGUUUUAAUUCCCCUUCUUAUUGUAUUUAUAAUGUCUGGCAGCUUGUGUCCCCUGUUAAUUAUGCAAUGUUUUAUUUUUAAUAUAUGUAGGGUUUUGUUUUUGUCAGUUGUUGAACGAAGCAAAUGGUUUGGGUUUACGUUCACAUUAUUUAAG
Molecule: messenger RNA, 679 nt
Organism: Arabidopsis thaliana (thale cress)
Lineage: Eukaryota; Viridiplantae; Streptophyta; Magnoliopsida; Brassicales; Brassicaceae
Gene: BNQ3
Product: BANQUO 3
Exons: 2
Coding region: 186-464 (92 amino acids)
Biological process (GO): regulation of growth; regulation of DNA-templated transcription
Cellular component (GO): nucleus
Molecular function (GO): protein dimerization activity
Source: RefSeq, marked reviewed